AGUAUGGGACACGUGAUUCGCACAUGUGACAUGCUGCGUUGACUGUGCAUGCUCUGUUUAAUACAACGGACUAUUUUCAUAUUGUUAAAUUAUUAUUUCUUGCGACUUUUGUAGGAAUUCCAGACAAGAUUGGGGGCGUGGAAUAUAUUUUUUCUAUUUUCAGGUCGGAUUCUGAAUCGCUUUGCCAAAGAUAUUGGCAUUAUGGACGAUGUCUUGCCAAGAACAUUCACAGACUUUCUGCAGAUCACUGUGAAUACCUUAGCCAUUAUUACCUUGAUUUCCAUCUUCAAUCCUUUCUGCCUCGCCUUCACCUUGCCGAUCGCCAUCGUGCUUUUCCUCACAAGGAGAUACUACUUAGCCUCUUCUCGAGAAGUCAAGAGGCUAGAAGGAGUAGCUCGGAGCCCCGUGUUUUCUCACCUGUCAGCCACUCUGACUGGUCUAAGCACUGUCCGGGCGUUCAAAGCCCAGCAGCGCUUCAUUGCGGACUUCGACGGGUACCUGGACGGCCACACCCGGGCCUGGUUCCUCUUCCUGGCCACGUCAAGCUGGUUAGGGGUGCAGCUGGAUUUCUUUAGCACCUUGUUCAUUUGUGGAGUUAGCUUCACAUGCGUCAUGGCGGCUGGCCGUAAGUUUAAGGCGACCACACUAUAGAUAAAAACAAAAUACCUGUCAUCUUUUACAUCUUUUCUGAUGACUUGGUCUUUCAUUUUAGUGGUCAUCGUCACAUGCAUCUUUUCUUGGAAGCUGCAAUUCACAAUGACUC
Molecule: messenger RNA, 763 nt
Organism: Acanthaster planci (crown-of-thorns starfish)
Lineage: Eukaryota; Metazoa; Echinodermata; Asteroidea; Valvatida; Acanthasteridae
Product: ATP-binding cassette sub-family C member 4-like
Biological process (GO): transmembrane transport; monoatomic ion transport
Cellular component (GO): plasma membrane
Molecular function (GO): chloride channel activity; ABC-type transporter activity; ATP hydrolysis activity
Source: RefSeq, a predicted model, not a curated record